AUGAGUGAGGAAUUUUCUGCUCUUAUAAAUCAAAAUACAUUGUGCUUAACUUCUUUACCUCYGGGAAAGAAUGCCAUUGGAUGUAAAUGGGUAUACCGAAUCAAAAGACAUYCUGAUGGGAGUGUUGCUUAUUACAAGGCAAGACUUGUUGCCAAAGGUUAUCACCAAGAGGAGGGCAUUGACUAUGAUGAGACAUUCAGUCCGGUAGUCAAGAAACCCACAGUCYAUUCAUCACUGUUUGUUCGCAACACUGGAGGUUCAGUUACUUACCUUCUGCUUUAUGUAGAUGACAUAAUUGUAACAGGAAAUAGUUCCUCCUACAUAARCACAUUGAUCUCCUUAUUAAAAGACCGGUUUGAUAUGACGGAUCUGGGCAAUCUUCAUUAUUUUCUUGGGCUGGAAAUUACCUAUACUUCUGGUGGUAUAUUGGUUAAUCAAGCUAAAUAUACUCGUGAUAUUCUUAAAAGGUUUGGAAUGCUCUCUGCCAAACCAUGUUCUACCCCACUUGCCUUGGUGAACUCUUCUGAUUUAGGGGAACCAUGCUCUACGGAAGAUGCUAGAAAUUAUCGUUCUUUAAUUGGUGCCCCCAAUUACUUGACAUUUAGUAGACCUGACAUUGCCUUUUCGGUCAGUAAGUUGUCUCAACAUAUGCACAAGCCUUUUGUUUAUCAUCUCACCGCUGCUAAACGUAUCUUAAGAUACUUAAAUGGUACUGUUGAUCUUGGCUUAGUUUUUCGAAGGCAUCCUACAGCUUCUUUACAACUCCAUGCCUUUUCUGACUCCGACUGGGCUGGCGAUACUAUAGAUAGGAGGUCUACCACUGGUCUUGUUAUCUUCUUAGGUUCUAAUCCCAUUUCUUGGGGAGCAAAGAAACAAACAACGGUUUCUCGAAGCUCUACUGAAGCUGAAUAUCGGGCACUGGCAUCCACAACUGCUGAGUUAUCGUGGCUGCGUCAGAUUCUUAAAGACCUUGGUGUUUUUAGCUUUCAGCAGCCUAUAUUAUGGUGUGACAACAUAUCARCCAUACAGCUUGCCCACAAUCCGGUGUUUCAUGGUCAAACUAAACACGUGGAAAUUGACUUCCAUUUUGUCCGGGAACGAGUUAUACGAAAGGAUAUUCAACUUCGUUACAUUUCCACUGAUCAGCAACUGGCUGAUUUAUUCAYCAAGGUUAUUACUACUCUUCGGUUACAAUUUCUUCGUUCCAAACUUCUGUCUCGUUGA
Messenger RNA from Momordica charantia (bitter melon), 1224 nucleotides. The record is from RefSeq and is a predicted model, not a curated record. NCBI's taxonomy places the organism in Eukaryota, Viridiplantae, Streptophyta, Magnoliopsida, Cucurbitales, Cucurbitaceae.